GAGCAAAUGUGAACAUAAAAACAAACAACCAAGAUGAAGAGACUCCUCUGCACAUCGUUGCACGUUUGGGUAUCCCAGAGCUCGUGGCCUUUUACGUGGAACAAGGAGCACAUGUUGAUGCUCUCAAUGCUUACAUGGAGACUCCCCUGGCCUGUGCAGCCUAUUGGGCCCUUCACUAUAAGGAUCAGAUAUACAGCCCGGAUCACCACCUCAUCUGUCGGAUGCUCUUAGAUUAUAAAGCUGAAGUGAACACUCGUGAUGAGGAUUUCAAAUCACCGCUCCACAAAGCUGCCUGGAACUGUGAUCAUGUCCUGCUGCAUAUGCUGCUGGAGGCAGGGGCAGAAGCAAACAUCAUAGACGUUAAUGGCUGUGCACCCCUACAGUAUAUCAUAAAAGUGACAUCUGUGCGGCCAGCUGCCCAGCCUGACAUCUGCUACCAGCUGCUCCUGAAUCAUGGAGCAGCUAGGAUAUAUCCUCUGCAAUUCCACAAGGUGCUGCAAGCCUGUCAUUCCCACCCUAGAGCUGUGGAGGUUGUCGUCAACACCUAUGAACACAUCAAAUCAACAUCUAAGUGGAAAGCAGCCAUACCUGAUGACGUCUUUGAGCGGCAUCAGGAUUUCUAUGACUCUCUGUUCACUGUGUGCAGCAAUUCACCACGGUCACUCAUGCAUUUAUGCAGAUGUGCUAUUCGGGCAAUAUUGUCAGAAAGGUGCCACCGAGGAGUCCCCUUGCUCUCCAUCCCCCUGUCCAUGAAGAAGUACUUGCUGCUGGAACCAGAAGGAAUCCUCUACUGA
This is a messenger RNA of Cariama cristata (Red-legged seriema), 794 nucleotides long. RefSeq names its product ankyrin repeat and SOCS box containing 4 (gene ASB4). Gene Ontology annotation, molecular function: transmembrane transporter binding. Gene Ontology annotation, cellular component: synapse; axon initial segment; membrane. The transcript has 3 exons. The annotation marks the transcript as partial. The record is from RefSeq and is a predicted model, not a curated record. Lineage: Eukaryota; Metazoa; Chordata; Aves; Cariamiformes; Cariamidae. Gene Ontology annotation, biological process: intracellular signal transduction; negative regulation of delayed rectifier potassium channel activity; neuronal action potential.